CGCCACAUUCUGUAUUAAAUUGUUUUGCUUCAAUGACAAAAUGCAGACUCACCAUAACUGCUGCUCGCACUCCUAGCUUAUUGGUAUCAACCAAGUUGAAUGAGGCAAAUAUAAUUAAGAAAUUCCCCAACAUGGAUGCUUGUGCUGCAUUUGCUUAUGUUCUAAAUGCUGAGGCCACUAAGAAAUAUUUUGGCUCCAGAAGUUUGGCGCAGGAAACCAGAAUGGCCCGUUCACUUUUGCAUAAUCUUCUGGACGUUGUUCAAAAAUUGCAAAAGGCAAGGAUAGAGUCCAUAAAUUUUGUUGAUGCAACCUUUAUUUCUGCUUCUGUUGAGCGACUGGAUCUACAGCUUUCUUUUGUUAAUGUCAACAGCUAUACAAAGAUGAAUGUGAUGCUUGACAUGACUUGGUUGAAACAUGGGGUUUAUCCUUCCGACAUCAUCCCACACAGCAUACAAGUUUCCAGGACGAAGAAGUCUAAUUCAGAGGCACUCUCAGCUCAAGCGAAAGCUGCUGUCAAUAACCUUAGAGCUGGCUGUUUCCGAAUAUUAGGACUAUGCAGAUGUAUUUCUCAGGCGAUGAGCCAGUGACACAAGCGCAACCGAGUAGAACUUCAACCCUUCUCUUAAAAAAAGGUUCCCAUCCUUUCUAUAGGCCAUAGGAUCAUUUCAUUAUACACUGGUGAACGUCUAAUCUUUGCAUCCGCUUGAUGCUAUAUGAUAGAAAAUCAUUUCUGUUUUCUUCAGGCAGUAACUUUUAAAGGACUUAUUUUGUUAAUAUGAUUGUCUCCGUGUUUCUAGAGGCCUCUGGUAAAAAAGAGUGCACCUGGGGAGAAUUCUGGUCUGUGUAUUUCUAUGCUAUUAAGAAAGUGCAGCAGUAUUGUUAUUAUUUGUGGUGGACCAUUACGUUCAUGGCUUUCUCUCACUGGCCACUGAACAACUGGUGGGGUUGUUAUCGUUAAUUGGAGGGGACAUAAUUUGUCUCCACAGUUGUAUAAAUUGCUUGUGUCUGUGUUUAGG
Linum tenue is the source of this 1016-nucleotide messenger RNA. The record is from the annotation of a GenBank genome assembly. NCBI's taxonomy places the organism in Eukaryota, Viridiplantae, Streptophyta, Magnoliopsida, Malpighiales, Linaceae.